AUGGUGAAACCACUCAUUGCCCCAUCUAUUCUUGCCGGUGACUUUUCAAGGCUUGGAGAAGAAGCUCAUAGAGUUUUCAAUGCAGGUGCCGACUGGGUGCAUCUCGAUAUAAUGGACGGCCACUUUGUGCCGAAUAUUACUAUGGGACCACCUGUUAUUGCCAGUCUAAGAAAAGCAGUCCCUAAAGACAGCCAGAAGCCAGAGAAAUAUUACUUUGACUGUCACAUGAUGGUUUCCAAUCCAGAACAAUGGGUGGAACCUAUAGCCAAGGCAGGUGCCGAUCAGUACACUUUCCAUUAUGAGGCUACAAAGGAGCCAUUGAAGCUCAUAAAGCUCAUCAAAAGUUCCGGAAUGAAAGCUGCUUGUGCUGUUAAGCCAGGUACUCCGGUUGAUGUUUUAUUCCCGCUUGCCGAAUAUUUGGAUAUGGCCUUAGUUAUGACUGUGGAACCUGGCUUUGGCGGUCAGAAGUUCAUGGCCGACAUGAUGCCAAAAGUUGAGGCCCUCAGAAGAAAGUAUCCAAAGCUCAAUAUUCAGGUUGAUGGUGGAUUGGGUGACAAAACCAUCAAUGCUGCCGCCGAAGCUGGUGCCAACGUUAUAGUGGCAGGAACAUCUGUUUUCAAAGCUGAGAGUGCCAAAGAAAUGAUUGAUCUGCUUAGGGAUCGUGUUUUCCAGAACUUGAAGGAGAAAAAUCUAUUGGAUUAG
This is a messenger RNA of Brettanomyces bruxellensis, 702 nucleotides long. It is a transcript of the gene RPE1, whose product is annotated as RIBULOSE-phosphate 3-epimerase. Lineage: Eukaryota; Fungi; Ascomycota; Pichiomycetes; Pichiales; Pichiaceae. The transcript has a single exon. Bases 1 to 702 code for a protein of 233 amino acids. Gene Ontology annotation, cellular component: cytosol. Gene Ontology annotation, molecular function: metal ion binding; D-ribulose-phosphate 3-epimerase activity. The record is from RefSeq and is a predicted model, not a curated record. Gene Ontology annotation, biological process: pentose-phosphate shunt, non-oxidative branch; pentose-phosphate shunt; carbohydrate metabolic process.